Messenger RNA from Dacryopinax primogenitus, 491 nucleotides. RefSeq lists its product as uncharacterized. Bases 125 to 325 code for a protein of 66 amino acids. The transcript has 2 exons. Lineage: Eukaryota; Fungi; Basidiomycota; Dacrymycetes; Dacrymycetales; Dacrymycetaceae. The record is from RefSeq and is a predicted model, not a curated record.
GUGUUCCCGAAGGCAGGUCGCACUCAACUGGCCAUCCAGUUAGGCGAAGUCGCUUUUCACGCAGCCUAAUCGGAAUGUCUUGAAAGUCAGUAUAUCCCAGGUUAUCACUGAGGUAAACCGAGAGAUGCAAGCGACACAUCCUUCGAAGCAGAUUCCACUCAACGGUAUGCAUGAAGCUCUCCGAGUUGCUGAAGUCACUCGUGCGUUCCUCAACAUCUUGUUUGCCUUGAGCUAUCUCUGCAUCCCGGAAGUAGCGACGUUCGGUAACCGAACGCAGACUCGGAGUGGGGAUAUGACGGACCUUGGCCGCAGAUUGGAAUGGUGAGGAGUGGUUACUGGUAGGCCGUCUGGUAGCCUUUCGACCGGAAGGUGUAUAAUCUUCGUCUUUUCCUUCGUCUUCCGUCUCGUCAUCGUCCACGAGCUCAGGAUCCUCUGAAGACCCUCCAUCCGUUGUAGCGACUGGUGGUUGUAGCACAGAAGGAACAAAAUCC